This is a messenger RNA of Cavia porcellus (domestic guinea pig), 3658 nucleotides long. Its product is annotated as 25-hydroxyvitamin D-1 alpha hydroxylase, mitochondrial. The transcript has 9 exons. Gene Ontology annotation, cellular component: mitochondrial inner membrane. Gene Ontology annotation, biological process: cellular response to peptide hormone stimulus; cortisol metabolic process; cholesterol metabolic process. Gene Ontology annotation, molecular function: iron ion binding; monooxygenase activity; oxidoreductase activity, acting on paired donors, with incorporation or reduction of molecular oxygen. The record is from RefSeq and is a predicted model, not a curated record. The coding region runs from base 923 to 2452 and encodes 509 amino acids. NCBI's taxonomy places the organism in Eukaryota, Metazoa, Chordata, Mammalia, Rodentia, Caviidae.
AGUAAGGGUAGGAAGUGAGGGGUGAGAAGCAGAGAGCUGAACUAUCAAGUAAUCUAAGCUAAAAGUGGAAAGAGUCGGGGAACAGAAGGCUUCCCAGAGGAGACUGAGAUAGCUAGUGAUUCAAAGCAUGCACUUAGCCCUUCUCCUGUCAUCUGGUGGCCUAGAGAUAAUAUCCAAACUUGUGUACUUACAAAAAGUUCCUUCAUUUCUGUUACUCAAGCCUCAAAUUCUCUUGGCUGGAAGGAGAGAGCUUGUUGAGCCAAGAAAAUCCUCUCAGGUGGGGCAUUUAGCUCAGUGGCAUAAGCAUCUGCCUGGCAAAUGCAAAGUCAUGAGUUCAAUCCCCAGUGCAAAAAAAAAAAAAAAAAAAAACUCCCCAAGAAACAAACACCUGGAGGUAUUUUAACCCACCUACCAUCUGUCCAGUGUGUGUCAGGCAGAGGGAAAGGGGAGCCCUGACUAGUGAGGACAUUCUGCUCCCAUGUGGAGAGGGUGUGGUCCAAUGAGCCAAGAAUGUAGGGAUGCCUCAUACUUCAUGGAGGAGCCAGAGGAUGGGCCUGAAGGAGCUCAGCUCCCCGGGGAGUGGUGGCAUUACCAGAGUCAUACUCUGUAAUCCCCACUAAAUCACCUUUCCCUUCAGCUGCUAACCUAGGGCCCUAGCUUCAGAGAAACUAACAGGCCACACCUCCCAUGAGCAUCAUUGCAACAUGAGAUCCUAAGGCGCCAAGAAGUCAAUGCCAGUCCCACCUACCAUUCCUGGGUGCUAAUCUCAAACACAGACCACUCAGGGCAAGGGAUUGGCUGAGGAGCUAGAGGGGGGAGUGGGGGUGAUCGCUACCUCACCCAAGCGUUAAAUAGGGGUUUAGGCAAGCAGGCAAGAUGCCCCUGCGAAGCAGUCUCUCACACUGCCUCCCUGAACUGGACCAUGACCCAGUCCCUCAAGCUCACCUCCAGACUGUUGCAUCGCGUCCUCGGGGCACCUGAGCUGGGUGCCUCUCUAAACUCCAAAGUCUCUGACUCAGCACCUCGGAACCUGGCAGACAUCCCAGGACCCUCCAUGCCUAGAUUCCUGACUGAACUUUUCUGCAAAGGGGGACUGUCGAGGCUACACGAGCUGCAGGUGCAGGGUGCAGCUCGCUUCGGCCCAGUGUGGUCGGCCCGCUUUGGGACCUUACGCACAGUAUACGUGGCCGCUCCUGAGCUCAUUGAGCAGCUCCUGCGACAGGAGGGACCCCGACCGGAACGCUGCAGCUUCUCGUCCUGGGCAGAGCACCGUCGCCGCCACCAGCGGGCGUGUGGACUUCUCACCGCGGAAGGCGAAGAAUGGCAGAGACUGCGUAGCCUCCUGGCCCCACUCCUCCUCCGGCCUCAAGCGGCCGCUGGCUAUGCCGGGACCCUGGACACCGUGGUCUGUGACCUUGUGCGUCUACUAAAGCGCCAGCGGGGGCGCAGCACUGGGCCGCCCGCCCUGGUUCGGAAUGUGGCAGGAGAGUUUUACAAGUUUGGACUUGAGGGCAUAGCCGCGGUGUUGCUGGGUUCCCGUCUGGGCUGCCUGGAGGCUGAAGUGCCCCCUGAUACAGAGUCCUUCAUCCGCGCUGUCGGCUCAGUAUUCGUGUCCACGCUGCUGACCAUGGCAAUGCCCAGCUGGCUGCAUCACUUUGUGCCCGGACCCUGGAAUCGCCUCUGCCGAGACUGGGACCAGAUGUUUGCAUUUGCCCAGCAGCAUGUAGAGAGGAGAGAGGCCGAAACAGCCAGGAGGAACCAGCGAAAGCUUGAGGAAGAAGACAUGCUGGCUGGGGCACAUCUGACCUAUUUUCUUUUCCGAGAGAAGUGGCCUGUCCAGUCCAUCCUGGGGAAUGUGACAGAGCUACUACUGGCUGGAGUGGACACAGUGUCCAACACACUCUCCUGGGCUUUGUACGAGCUCUCUCGGCAUCCAGAAGUACAGACAGCUCUCCACUCUGAGAUUACAUCUGCCCUGGGCCAGGGCUCCUGUGCCUACUCCCAAGCCACUGCCCUGCCCCAGCUGCCCCUACUGAAGGCCGUGGUGAAGGAAGUGCUAAGAUUGUACCCUGUGGUGCCUGGAAAUUCCCGUGUUCCAGACAAAGACAUUCAUAUGGGUGAUUAUGUUAUCCCCAAAAAUACGCUGGUCACUCUGUGUCACUAUGCUACAUCGAGGGAUCCUGCCCAGUUCCCAGAGCCAAAUUCUUUUCGUCCAGCUCGCUGGCUGGGGCAGAGCCCAGCCCCCCACCCAUUUGCAUCUCUUCCCUUUGGCUUUGGCAAGCGCAGCUGCAUAGGAAGACGCUUGGCAGAACUUGAGCUGCAAAUGGCUUUGGCCCAGAUUCUGACCCAUUUUGAGGUGCUGCCCGAGCCAGGUGCUCCUCUUGUCAGACCUAUGACCCGAACUGUCCUGGUACCUGAAAAAAGCAUCAAUCUACAGUUUGUGGACAGAUAGCUAUUAGAAGGAAGCUGCCAUCCUCUCUCUCAUCACAGGGCUUUACCAAGCACAAGACCAAGAGAUUCACCUUUCCCUUGAGGCUUGCUGACUAAAGUGUAGAGAAUAGUCAUGGCGAAUUGAAAUAUGAAUUUGACCUGACUCAAUAGUGCCCCCCCCAAAAAAAAAACAUGCUCACUGCACCUGCUCAGCCCUUCUCCUGGUCAUAUAUGCAUCAUUCAAAGGCCAACUCAGACUUUAACUCACAAUGCUGGAUGGACUGAAGGACUCAACCACCACUCUUUUGGUGCUUCUACUGAAUUCAUUGAUGCUUUUAGCUAAGCAUCGAUUGUACAUAAGCCAAGUAACUAUGUCUGAUCUGUACCUGAUUGGUUUUCCCUCUAAGCAGGUGUCCUCUUUGAAAGAAAGGAUGCAUUAUUAUUUGGUAUUUUUAUCCCAUCAGGGGCUAUCUUGACUAGGUGAUACCACACACAUUUUUUUUUUUUUUAACCACACACAUUUUCACAUUGAAUCUGGAUCGUGUGGCAGAAGGGAUAAGCAGCACACCAGGCUGUCUACCCACUUCUUUCUUCAUCUACCCAAUAGGGACCUGGCUUAGCUUGGUUUAUGAUUUUUUUUUUUUUACAUUUUUUUUUUCUUUUUCCUUUUUAUCGGUACCGGGGAUCGAACUCACGACCACCUGCUUGCAAGGCAGGCGCUUAUGCCGCUGAGCUAAAUCCCCAGCCCCCAGGUUUAUGAUUUUUUAAAAAUCUCCUUGGUGGGGCUGGGGAUUUAGCUCAGCGGCAUAAGCGCCUGCCUUGCAAGCAGGCAGUCGUGAGUUCAAUCCCUGGUACUGGUAAAAACGAAAAAGACCAAAAAAAAAAAAAAAAGAAGAAGAAGAAGAAGAUAAAAAAAAAAAAAUCUCCUUGGUUUCUGGGGAUGUGGCUCAGUGGUAGAGCACUUGUCUAAAUCUCCUUGGUUCUCUGACCAGUAUUUUUUAUUUUUUGUGGUACUGGGGAUUGAACUCUGCCUUGUGCAUGCUAGGCAAACACUCUACCAUUAAGCUACAUCCCCAGCUCUCUCUGAUAACUAAUAAGUGGCUUAUCCUUCCACCUAGUUCCCAGGCAGAGGCAUCUUUGGGCCUGUCCUUGUCUAGACCUCUACCUUCUUUUGUAUUUUUUUAAAUACUUGUAAGUUUUGGAAUAAAAACAAAUGUUUCAUCCUUGA